AUGGCGCCCGCUCCCCAGCCGCUGCCUACGCGGUUUCCGUGCUGGUGCAAGGCCGUGUACUCGUGGGGAGGAGAGACUAAACGCGACCUCGGAUUCAUCGAAGGCGACCUGAUAGAAUGCCUAAAUGCCGGCGACGGGUCCUGGUGGAUGGGCCGGCUGAGGCGGGAUAGACGCAUGGUCGGCUUGUUCCCCUCCAACUUUGUCCAACUUCUUGAAGACGACUUCCAGCCAUGGAGCCGCAACGCCAGCCCGCAGACACUCAAUGGGGCAGCCGGAGGAGGCAUAUCACGCCAAAACAGUGCGCAGCCGCCCAAGCAGGCGCCACAGAAAGCAAAGAGCAUGUUCCGGAAGCCUUUCACAGCCUACGCUGCCGCCAGCUCCCCAAAUCCUGCUGCUGCUGCCCGCCAAAUACAGCAGAAAGCCGGGGGGCUGUCGCCAAAUCUAAAUGGCAGUGUCUCCAAGCAUCGUCCGUACUCAUCGAUGAAGAGGUCAUCCACGGAGAGCAGAGAUAGCGCCGACCCUUCCCCGCUUCCUGCCUCUGCCGCCUUCUCCAACCUACGCGCUGUCUCUCCCCGGCCCACGCCAACACGCCCCGAACACUCACGGGCAGUGUCGCCCGCACCUCCUGCCCAGUACCAAUCCCCUUCUCGUGUCCCGUCUCCACUGCCACCGGCGCAAUUCCAGUCGCACUCGCGAGCACCCUCACCCGCUCCAUCAUUCCAAUACCGCCCCUAUUCGCGAGCAACCUCUCCUGCCCCCUUUGGACACAGCGAUUCCCCUCCACCGCCUCCACCGCCACAUCGAGUUGCCUACAACCCCAGUCGGGCGCCUUCUCCUGCACCAUUCCACGAGCCCAGCUACAUAAAUGGCUAUCACACACCCGAACCACCUUCUCCCGCCCCUCACACAGGUAGCAGAGGAAAUUUCACGCCAUCGCCCUUGACUAAUGCAAUGAACGAUGUCAUGUCUUCGCUGCAGGAUAUGACCAUGUCCAGGAGCGAGCAUUCGCCAGCUGAACCGGCAACGCCGCCAAAUGUUUGGUCGCCCGAAGCAUUUGAUCAGGUAUACCAAGCGUCCGCGAAGAAGGUUCGGGCGCAGACGUCACUGGAGCCUGGUUGCCAGGGCGGCUUUCCUGAUGAGGAGGAUUUCCACGAUGUACAACAGCACGACGAUGACGGGCCUCCGCAGGUACACAAUUAUGUGCAGCGGAUGGAGAGCCGCCUUCGCAGAAUGCAACAACAGGAAAAUGCUCGGCACAAUGAUGAGCUUUUUAUACCGAGAGAUGCGACUGGACCACCUCCGGCCGUGCCGCCCAAGAAUCAUAUGUAUCAAGCAAGACCAGACUCAUCUAUGGACCACGUACAGCCGGAUGUUGGCCGAAAGGACUCUAACUCUCGAACCCUUCGACACCGAAAGUCCGCGUAUGAAAUUGGUCGCGAAGUGUUGGGGAGAACUUUUACGACCAAGACAAACUCGACAACUAUGACGCACACCAGCAGUUCAACAAAUCGUAGCUUAAUGUCUGGGCAAUCGGCGACAAACAUGAGUGCAACAAGCGCUGGUAGCUAUUACAGGAAGAAGCUUGGGAAGCCCCGACCGGUCAGCGUCAUGGACACGCGAGACAUGGCAUCGAAAGGUUAUGGCUUCGACGAUGGCCGACCCGAAACUCCCUUCACUGGUGUCACUUACCACUCAAGCCAUGACUCUCGCUCGCGGCCAGGAUCAAGCCACCAGGGCGAUACCGCUGGCAAUGUUGCUGAUGGGCAAGACCCGCUUGGUGGAUUGAUGGCGCCAAAACCGAAGAGGAGUGGCUUCUUCCGGAAAAUGAUCGAUACCGCGAAGACUCAAGCUGCGAAUGCACGGAGUACCAUUGCUUCCGGCUCAGCUAGUCGGCCCUCGUCGAGAGCAGCAUCGAGAGCGGCGUCGAGAGCAGCGAGCCGAAUGGAUUCCAAUGGCCCGAUGGGUGGUAUGGCAGGAGGAUCAGCCGUCCAGUCUAGCGCUGCGCGUGACAUGGGACUUGGCGGGUCAGUUGACUGGGUCCAAGUGCGGCGGGAUGUAAACAGGUCGAACUCGUUAAGCAAGAACGAGAGGAUGGAACGGGCAGAUCGAUGCCAGUUAAUGGACAUAACAGUCCUCAAUCCUAUUGAUAUUCUCUACGAAUCCGCCGAGGGCGAUGAAGGACUCGACGGACUCUCAAUCGCAGAGCCUACCGACUUCACAGCUUCGAACCUUGCGCUUGUUGACAAGAGCGCCCGCUUCGUCAAUAACCUCCCGCUUGGAACCACGCCUGCUACCUUGGCACAGGGAUAUGUUUGUCGACCAUAUAGGAGCGACGUGCAGCGGCUUAGGGCAAUUUUCACUUGGGUCAGCGAGCGUAUAUCAUGGGAAGAAGAUUUUGAGGGCGACAUCGAUACACGGCAUGUCAUUCAGACAAAACGUGGAUGCUCAGAAGAGAUUGCCAUUCUAGUGGCUGAGAUGUGCGCAUCAGUCGGGCUUCACGCUGAAGUUGUGAGAGGCUAUCUUAAAACUCCUGGGGAACCUCUGGACCUGGACAGCGCCGCCCGGCCAAAUCACUUUUGGAAUGCUGUGAUUGUGGAGGGUGAGUGGCGUAUCAUGGACUGCUCGUUGGCUGGACCAACAAAUCCAAAGCGGGCGGAAUACUCUGACGCUAGCUCUCAAGCCGCAGACGGAUGGUAUUUCCUAGCCCGACCCAUGGAGAUCUGCUAUACUCAUGUGCCUCUCCUUCCAGAGCAGCAACACAUCUGCCCACCUCAGCCGCAUGAUGUCUUGAUGGCCCUACCUUGCGCUUGCCCAACGUAUUUCAAGCACAGAUUGUAUAUGCCGGACUUCGACACCAGUCUGCUGAAUUUAGACAACCUGGAGCUAGCUCAUAUUUACAUCAACGUUCCAGAGGAUGUCGAGUGCGUUGCAGAAGUCGAAGCAAGGGCAUUUUCCCAGGACGCUGACGGGGACUAUUUCGAAAGUGGAGAUGUGGUCCGGAAACCCGCAUUGGCGCAAGCGGAAUGGAUUGGAGGGCAGAAGCGGUACACAGUAAAAGGACUUCUGCCCGGUGACGAGGCCCACGGUGUGCUGAAGGUAUAUGCCGGCCCACGUGGACUCAGGCAUUCCAAUAAGCUAAAUCCGCACUCUUUGGCUGUUGCUCUACCCAUUAGUCAUUCCGGAUCCAAUCCUCCUUACUCGUUCUUGACCCUACAUCCGACACCCCACGCCCAGCGCCACGAUCUCUAUGUUGGGCAGCCCCAGUGCGCCAACCUGGCUCUUAACAACACGUUCGUCUUUACCGUUCGCCAACACCCAUCUUCAGUAAAUCGCACGCCUGACCCGAAUAAUGCGAUAAACGGCCGCGUCUCUCCAAACCCGUUCGCUCGCCCCGCUUCAGCCAUGAGUAUGCAAAGCAUUUCGAUGUCUGGAUCGUCAUAUUCAAACCCUUCGCAAGCGUCUUCCAAUUCGUCGAGUGGUACGCACAAACCAGCGAAGCUCGCUGUUCAGACUCCAUCAGGAAAGAUCAUUCGACUGUUGCGGAAGAACGAGCACAUGGGUGGCACGGCUGAUGGAGCUGAUGGCAGCGUGUGGGAGACGGUGAUCAAGAUUGGAGAGAAGGGCACAUGGAGAGGCCUCGUGUUGGCAGACCGGAGCGCGAGAUGGUGCGUCUUUGCACAAUGGGAAUGCGCCUAAUAUUCAAGGACAUAGUCUAGUAUGGGAUGUAAGAGAAGAGGAGCUGGUCUGCUGCUGGGAAAAGCUAUGUUUGUGUUCUUGAUUCCUUUGGGAGGGCAUAUGUUACGGUUCGACAUGCUACGACUUGUAAUGCUGCGGCGUUGGCGCGCUUCUUCUGCCACGAAUCUGUAAGGUUUACAUUGCUGGUGACGCGACGAGGUAUGCAUUAGUGGCGUUGGCGUUGGGUGUUUUGGGACAGUUCUUGGGUAGGAAGCAUAGUCAUAGC
Messenger RNA from Lindgomyces ingoldianus, 3961 nucleotides. RefSeq lists its product as uncharacterized. The record is from RefSeq and is a predicted model, not a curated record. Gene Ontology annotation, molecular function: protein binding. Bases 1 to 3696 code for a protein of 1231 amino acids. NCBI's taxonomy places the organism in Eukaryota, Fungi, Ascomycota, Dothideomycetes, Pleosporales, Lindgomycetaceae. The transcript has 3 exons.